Messenger RNA from Paramuricea clavata, 504 nucleotides. NCBI's taxonomy places the organism in Eukaryota, Metazoa, Cnidaria, Anthozoa, Malacalcyonacea, Plexauridae. The record is from the annotation of a GenBank genome assembly.
AUGGACGGACUUUCCCUCAAUGAUGCUCUUGAAAAAGGACCAUGUCUUAUGAAUUCCCUAUUUGAUGUGUUGAUUGGCUGGAGACAGAAUGAAGUCGCCUUUGCUGGAGACGUCUCGAAGAUGUUUAAUCAGAUAGCUGUCCAUCCGGAUAAUCAGAAAUACCACAGAUUCUUGUGGAGAGACGGAGAAACUGACAGAGAGCCUGAUGUGUAUCAAUGGGUACGUCUUAGUUUUGGAGAUAAGCCAGCUCCAGACCUUGCCAUCAAUGCCAUUAAUCUUCUCGCUGAUAGAGCUCAAGUCGAAUUUCCAGAAGCAGCAAGAAUCCUAAAGGAUCAUACUUAUGUGGAUGACGUCGCGGGGUCGGAGAUAUCACCAGAGAAAGUCAAGAAAGUGGUUGAUGGUAUCGAUACCAUUUUGGGCAAAGGCAAGUUUGUCACUUUGCCAUCAAAGCGUGGCAUAGCAACAGCCCAGAGAUUGAUCAAGAUGGUAACGAGAAUCCGGUGA